This is a messenger RNA of Vespa crabro (European hornet), 1669 nucleotides long. Its product is annotated as armadillo repeat-containing protein 3. The record is from RefSeq and is a predicted model, not a curated record. The transcript has 6 exons. The coding region runs from base 132 to 1502 and encodes 456 amino acids. NCBI's taxonomy places the organism in Eukaryota, Metazoa, Arthropoda, Insecta, Hymenoptera, Vespidae.
UGUACAUCAUUCGAGGCACGUUUAUCUUCGAGCAUCGUAAAUAAUAAAAUAUUGGCGUAUUUAAUGAAUCUAUCGUUUCUUUUUUUAUUUUUUUUUUUUUUUUUAUAAUUCAUUAGGUAGAUUGUCCAAGUAUGGACGAAUUUAAAGUAAUUUCUUGCCAAGCUCUUUCAAUGUUCUGCAUUGAUAAAAUCGGAAGGGAUGCAUUUCUCAAAAUUCACGGUCCGUCUAAAUUAUAUUAUCUACUAUCAGAUUUGCAUUCUAUUCCGGUAAGAAAUGCUGCGGUUCAAUUGAUUCAAUUAUUAUCCGCUGAUCCAGUUUUGGCAAAUGUAUUCGUACAGACAAAGUAUUUGUCAUACAUGUUGAAUAAUCGUGUAUCGACAAGGAUCAUACCAUCAUGGGAUACUUGCAUAGAAGCUCUUUUUAAUUCUCAUUUACCAGCCAAAUUUGCAUUCACCGGUCGACUUUCAUUGCACGAUAUAACCAAAGAUGGUUUUUAUGUUUUACGUCAAAAUAUUUGCCCAUUUCCUGUACUAAAUGAUAUAUUUCGUUUUAAACUUUGUCCAUUGGAACCUGUUUAUGUAGUGAAUACAGCACGAUCAUAUUCUUCGAUUACUACAAAUAAUAAUAAUAAUAAUAAUAAUAAUAAUAAUAAUAAUAAUAAUAAAAAUAAUGAUAAAAAUAUGGAAGAAGCUAAAAAUUCGAUUAUAAACGAGAACGCUUCGAAAGGAAUAUUUCUAUCAGACGAAAUUUUAAAUAGUUGGUUGCAGUUAAUGUUUGGUCGAUUGCAAUUAGAUCCUUAUCUCUGUGAAUAUAUUGAUAUUUUAAAAUGCAAACUUGUAGCUAUGGAAUCGAAAGAUUUAAUAAUCAAUGAAGAACCAAAUUUGGUAAACAUUUGUACCAUCGCAUCGCGUGCAAAAAUGUUAGCCGAGUUCGUUGCACGUCAAAUGUCAGGACCUGACCCUAGUGGCACGUGCGUAGAUCAUCAAUUAGAAGUCCACUUGAGAGAGAUCAAAGAAUCCAUAGGAACGAGCGUGAUUCCUCUCGGACAGCUGCGUGUCGGUUCUUAUCUAGAAAGAGCAGUACUUUUUAAAGUAUUAGCUGAUAAAAUAUGUCUUCCAACUGCUUUGGUACGAGGAGAAUACGGUACCGCUUGGGUCGAGAUAGCUAUACCACAAAUCGAGGUACCACCCGAAGACACUUGUUUUAUGGAAUAUUUAAUGAAAGAAGGACCAUGUACCGAUUGGAUCGUAAGAGAUAUCUCAUUAUUGGAAGAAAAUCAAUUAUCGUCGAAGAAAAUAUUUUCACAGGUUCAAAGUGUAAGUAAUAUCGUAGUACCUUGGAAAUUACAACAAUCAAUUUUUCCGUCGAAGUUAUUGAAACCUAACGUUAUAGUAGAUCUGAUAGAAAAACCUGGUCGAUUUAUAUCAAUCGAUAGUGAAUUGGGUAAAGCAUAUAGAAGUAAAAAAAUCGUUUGCGAUUUGAUAUGUUCGUCUGAAUUAUGAGAUUUAUUUAUGAAAAAAAGAAAAAGAAAAAAAAAGAAACAAAAAAAAUCUUUUCAACUUAUUAAGAAGAAUUUUUUAGUUUUUCAUCCUACGUGUUACAAUUAAAGCAUUCCUUUUUGUCCUGUUUUUUUUUUCUUUUUAUUAUUUAAUUUAAAAAUAUUAUUUUC